AUGGUUCACCCUUUGGAUCCUUCAACCGGCUCAAAUUACACUGAAAUCCACGUGGAAUCCUACGAUUUGACGUGGAAAAUCGAUUUUGAGCGCGAGAAAAUCGAGGGGAGUGUGGAUGUUGAGUUGAAGGCGGUGAAGUCGACGAAUCAAGUGGUGAGAAUGCCACGUGGCAAGCCGCGACACAGCAAAUUUUUUACUACGUAUUUUCUCAUUGCACAAUUUCACGUGUCGCUACAGUAUUUUCGCAAAAAAUAUUUUCUUUUUUGUGUUUUUUUUCACAAAAAAUGUGUUUUUGAAGCCGAAAGCGAAGGAAACCCGCUCAAACUACAUUUUCAGAAGUAGUUGAUACUUUUUCAAGUAGUAAUAGUUUUUUGAAUCAAAAGUUCUUUGUUUUUCCUGGGAAAAUCAAGAAAAAUAUGGAAAAACGUCAUUUUGAGCGGAAUUAGAAGAUUUAUAAGCGAUUUUCUGUCUUCUGGACCUUCCUCAACUCUUCUUUGCUCAAUUCUGAUAGUGAGAAAUCAAUUUUUCCCUGAAAUUCGGGUUCAAAUCCUCUAAAAACGUGUAAAAACAGGAUUUUAUUAGGCUCCGCCUAUAUGUUUGCGCCGCGUUCAAAACAAAUUCUGCAAUGAUUUUUUUAUUUGAGGUCACGUAGAAAAUAAUUUGCUGUGCGCGAAAAUCGAAAAAAUUCAAAUUUUUUGCAGCUUCUCGACACGCGAGCCUUGGAGAUUCGUGAAGUCUCAUCAAAUCCGGCGGAAAAUCUGAAAUUCGAGGUUUUGGAGAAUCCGGGACUUGGUCAGAUUUUGAAAAUUGACACGGGGAAACAAUUGGCCGAGGGAGAGAAGAUGUGGGUUUUUUGGCGCUAAAAAUCCACGUGGCAAGUUGGAAAAGCUAAAAAUAUACCUUUAAAGAAACAUACCGUAUUCUUUUUUAAAGAAUUAUUGAUCAGAAUAAUACGGUAUGUUCCUUUAAAGGUACAUUUUGUGUCCUGCCACGAUUUUAGUUGAUUUUUCCCGCUAAAAAUGAUGAUAAAAUCCACGUGGCAAGGUGGAAAAGCUGAAAAAUUCAAAAAUUCUACUCUGGCAUGGCAAAUUUUCAAAUUUAAUCGUGGCGGGACCCGAAAUAUGUCUUCAAAGGAACAUACCGUAUUAAUUUCAAUGAAGUAUUGAUAAGAAUCUUAUGGUAUGUUUCUUUAUAGGUGCAUUUUGGGUCCUGUCACGAUUAUACAGUUGAUUUUUGCCGCCAAAAUUUAAAAAAAAAUCGAAUUUUAGCGAAAAUUCGUGGCGGGACCCGAAAUAUGUCUUUAAAGGAACAUACCGUAUUAAUUUCAAUAACGUAUUGAUAAAAAUCUUACGGUAUGUUCCUUUAAAAGGGUCCUGCCACGAUUAUAGUCUAUUUUUCCCGCCAAAAUUCAAAAAUAUUUAAUUUUUUCCCGCAGAAAAUUGCGCAUCGCCUACUCAACCGGCAAAAAUGCGACAGCUCUGCAAUUUUUGACCGCCGAUCAAACUACAGACGGAAAGGUAGGUUUCCGGAAGCUUCCGCUUCCGCUUCCGCAACCCAAUUUUUUUUUGCAGGCUCCAUAUCUGUUCUCACAAUGUCAGGCGAUCAAUGCACGCUCUAUUGUACCCUGUAUGGAUACACCGUCUGUCAAGAGCACCUAUAGGAGUACGGUAGGUUAUUCUUCGCUUCAGGACCCGAUUAAAAAACAAAGAAAUGCACCUUUAAUUUCAGGUACACGUACCACUUGGCCUAACCUGUCUGAUGUCGGCGAUUGGAAAAUCGCACGAGAAAUCCGCGUGCGGGAAGUUUGAGGUGUUCAAAUUCGAGCAACCCGUUCAAAUUCCCGCCUAUUUGCUGGCGAUUGUUGUUGGGAGAUUGGAGUCGAGGAAGAUUAGCGAGAGGUGAGAGAAAAAAACAUUGCUCAUGCUAGACUGAAACUUGAAAGAGAAAAUUUAUAAUAUAUUUUGACGCCAAAAAAUCCACGUGGCAAACAUUUUGAAUUUAUGCUUUUUGGCGCCAAAAAAUCCACAUAGCCAAAAAUUUUCAGAAUUUCUCGAUAAAUCUGGAAAUUUUUCGAGUUUAUAAUUUUUGACGCCAAAAAACCCACAUAGCCAAAAAUUUUCGAAAUUUCUCGAUAAAUCUGGAAAUUUUUGAAUUUAUAACUUUUAACUCCAAAAAAUCCACGUGGCAAACAUUUUUCGAAAUUUUUUGCGAGCGACAAAGUCGCGAGUGUAAACCGCAAGCUUGCGCAAAGCGCCGGAAUCUUCCGCGCAGCGGCGAGUUCCAGCUUAACCUUAGCAAUCUGAAAACAUUGCUCAUGUUAGACCAAAAUCUUUAAAUCCAGAUGCGCUGUAUGGGCUGAACCAUCGCAAGCCUCUGCCGCUGAAUACGAGUUCGCCGAAACCGAAUCAAUCUUAAAAGUGGCUGAAAAUGUCGCUGGCCCCUAUGUCUGGGGUCGUUAUGAUCUAGUAGUUCUUCCCGCUUCCUUCCCAUUCGGUGGAAUGGAGAACCCUUGCCUCACAUUCAUUACUCCAACUCUUUUGGCUGGCGAUCGAAGUCUGGUGAAUGUGAUUGCUCAUGAGAUUGCUCAUAGUUGGACUGGCAAUCUCGUUACUAAUUUCUCGUGGGAACAUUUUUGGUUGAACGAGGGAUUUACGGUGUUUUUGGAACGGAAGAUUCAUGGGAGAAUGCAUGGGGAAAAGGAGAGACAAUUUGAGUGCCAGCAGGGAUUUGAGGUAGAUUGACGCUAGAAAAUCCACGUAGCAAAAUUUUUGCUGAAUUUUGUCAAAAAGUAUCAGAUUUUUAAUGAAUUUUGAUACAAAAUUUGAUUUUGGUGCUAAAAAUCACAUUUUCUAUCAAAUGUCAUGAAAAAAUCCGAUAUUUUCCAAAAUUUCGAAAACUCGAAAAAAUACGUUUCAAAAAUUUUUAAACUAAAAAAAUUUGAAAACAAAAAUGUUUUUGGUUUUAAAAUUUUGUAAAACGUACAAUUUCCCGAAGUUUCAGGUUAACAUGAGCAAUCUGAACAUUGCUCAUGUUAGCUUUUUAUUCAAAAUUUGAAGCUGAAAAUCUCCAAAAAUGCUCAAUUUUAAGCCAAAAACGUGAAAAAUUUGAACAUUGCUCAUGUUAGCAUGAGAAAUUGCAUUUUCGGCCCCCAGAAAAAUCAACCUGUUUUCCAGAACACUCUAAUUCCAACAGUCAAAACCUGGGGACCAGAUCACGAGUUCACAAAACUCAUUCAAAAAUUGGGAAACAUCGAUCCGGAUGAGGCAUUUUCAUCGAUUCCAUACGAAAAAGGAUCGGCACUCCUUUUGACAAUUGAACAAGCGAUUGGAGAUAAUUCGAGAUUUGAAGAGUUUUUGAGAAGUUAUAUUCAAAAGUGAGAGUGAUUUUUGGGGUGAAAAUCAUGGAAAAUGCUCAGUUUUGAGCCUAGGAAGCCUAAUUUCAGUUGUUUAGAGCCUAAAAAUAUUUCCAGUUCCAAAUUUAAUUUUUGCCUAAAAUUCAAAUUUUGAAAAGAAAUGGAUUUUUAAGCUGAAACUUAAUGAAAAAUGCUCAAUUUAGAGCUGAAAAAUGUGAAAAUUGAGGGAUUUUGAGCUUGAGAGCCUGAAACGAGCCUAUAUUAAAUUUUGAAGGGCCUAAAUUUUUUUUGAAAAGCCUUUUCUACAAAAUUUGAAGAGAAGUGGAUUUUUAAGCUAAAAAUCUCAAAAAUUGCUCAAUUUUUAGCCGAAAAUUUUGAAAAUUGAGGGAUUUUCAGCCUAGGGGCCUAAAACAGGUCUGAAUUGAUUUUUUAAAAGCCCUAAAUUAUUUUUGAGAACCCUGAAAGCCUUAAUUUCGAAAAAAGCUGAAUUUCAGACUUAUCUAGGCCUAAAUUCUUGAUUUUAAACCCGAAAACUUUGAAAUUGAGGGAUUUUGAGCUUGGUUAACAUGAGCAAUGCUCAUUUUCAAUUAAAUUCUAGGAUUUUCAGCUUUUGGGCCGAAAAAUGUGAAAAUUGAGGGAUUUUGAGCUUGACUAACAUGAGAAAUGUUCAAUUUCAGGCUUCUCAAGCCCAUCUAAGACUAAAUGCUUGAUUUUAGGCCCGAAAACGUUGAAAUUGAGGGUUUUCGAGCCUGGUUAGCAGGAGCAAUGCUAAUUUUCCAUUUUCCAGAUUCGCCUACAAAACUGUGUCAACUGAUGAAUUCCAAGAAUAUCUCUACUCAUCAUUCUCUGACAAACGCAUCAUUUUGGACAAUAUCGAUUGGAAUUUGUGGCUAAAUUCACCCGGUCUACCACCAAAACCCAAAUUCGACACAACUUUGACUGAUGAAUGCAAAAAAUUGGCUGGAAAUUGGACGCGAUCCACUGAAAUUCCCGCUGGAACUGAGACAAUUUAUGAGAAAAUGUCGAGUGCGCAAAAGUUGGCGGUGAUUGAUGAGAUUCGAGCGAAUCGAGGGGUUUUUGGAGUGGAGAAGGUGGGGGGCAUUUUGGGGGGCCUGCUAGGCUUCUGGGUCAAAUUUUGGGAUUUUUCUAGGCUUUCAGGCCUCAAAAUUGUUAAAAAUUUCGAAAAAUGGCCUAAAACCCUAGAAUAAUAGUUAGAAUCUUGAAAUUAGCCUAAAAAGCAGCCUAGAAGCUGAUUUCAGGCUUUUAGGCCAAAUUUUCGGAUUUUUCUAGGCUUUUUAGGCCUAAAAAUUGUUCACAAAGGCUCUUAGGCUAUUUUUUGCUUCUAACGACCUAAAAUUUUAGAAAAAUGGUUUAGAAAGCUUAAAAAUAGCCUAAAACUGAGAAAAUUUGACCUAGAGACUGUUUCCAGGCUUCUAGGCCAAAUUUUGGGAUUUUCCUAGGCUUCAAAAUUGUUAAAAUUGGCUUUUAGGCCAUUUUUCAGGCUUCUACCCAUCUAAAAUUAUGAAAAAUGGCAAAAAAUCAGAGAAAAAUGGUUACGGAAGCCUGAAAAUAGCCUGGAGGCUGUUUUCAGGUUUCUUGGGCCAAAUUUAGGCUUCUCGAUCAAAUUUUGGUUUUUCUAGGCUUUAGGAUAUUUUUUCGAAAUUUUGAGGCUUUCUCGGGCUUUCAGGCCAUUUUCAGGCCACCAGGCUGAUUUUGGAACUUUAGGGCUGUUUUUCAGGUUUUCUAGGCUAUUUUCAGUCUAAAAUCCACGUGGCAAAUAAGAAACGUGCGAAAUUUUUGGCUGAAAAUUCUUCAAAACCUAAAAAAAUCCAGGAUUUUUUAGGUUUCAAAAAGUUCUUAAAAAUUUUCCAAUUUUGUUUGAAAAUUUGAUUUAAGCCACUGAUUAUUUAUUUGGUAAAAUUGAUGACAGAAAAAUUUGGCUCUGAAAUUUUCUAGACUAGAAGUCUGAAAAGCCUCAAAACUCCUCAAUUUUUGCAGAUGCCAGCUCUAACCGAAGCCUACAAGUUAGACAAAGUCAAACAUUCGGAAAUCAAAUUCAGUUGGCUGCUUUUGGGUCUCGACACGAAAUUCGAGCCAAUCAUUGAGCCCAGCUUGGCGUUUGCUGCUGCGGUUGGAAGAAUGAAGUACUGUAAGCCGAUUUAUCGGUGAGUUAGGGGAAUUUCUUUUUUUGGCUCCAAAAAUUUGAAAUUCAAAUUUUUCAGAGCUCUCUUCAAUUGGCAAGCAACUCGCAGCCGUGCAAUUGCUCAAUUCCAGCAAAAUAUCCCGAAAAUGAAUCCGAUUACUGUGAAAGCGAUUCAAGGACUAUUGAAAGCAUAA
Caenorhabditis angaria is the source of this 5689-nucleotide messenger RNA. NCBI's taxonomy places the organism in Eukaryota, Metazoa, Nematoda, Chromadorea, Rhabditida, Rhabditidae. The record is from the annotation of a GenBank genome assembly.